Messenger RNA from Loa loa (African eye worm), 2741 nucleotides. Its product is annotated as Sel1l protein. The coding region runs from base 20 to 2149 and encodes 709 amino acids. The record is from RefSeq and is a predicted model, not a curated record. The transcript has 14 exons. Gene Ontology annotation, molecular function: protein binding. Gene Ontology annotation, biological process: ERAD pathway. Gene Ontology annotation, cellular component: endoplasmic reticulum membrane. NCBI's taxonomy places the organism in Eukaryota, Metazoa, Nematoda, Chromadorea, Rhabditida, Onchocercidae.
ACUUAUAGGUUAUUCGAUAAUGAUAUUGAGGUGGAUUGUAGUUUUGCUACUUUCUUUACCAUUUUUAUUUGGAAUUAAACCAAAUUCUCCACCAUUAAAAGGCGAUAAUUCCAACACCAAUAUUGAAGACGAGGGGUCUGAAAAAAAGGAAGAACGAACCACUGAUAGAUUAGUUCUGUUAAAUAACGAAGGAGAAACGAUGGAUACAAUGAGUCAGAAGCAGUCACCCGCGACUUAUGAUAUCACAAAUGAUGAUAUUGAAAAAAUGUCGAACGCAGCAGUUGAAGUCUCUGCAGUGCCAUCAGCUGGUGAUGAGUUUACAAAAGAAAAAGUAGUGGAACGGAGCGGAACUGAACAAACAGAAGCUGAGAAAAGAGGAGAUGAAUUAUAUCGCACAGCAAUGCGAUUUCUGGAUAAGGGACGAGCUGCUUCGACUGAAGCUAAAAGAGCUGCAUAUAGACUUCUAGAUGAAGCUGCCCAACUCAAGCACAAAGAGGCAAUGAAGUUAACUGCUUUUGCAUAUUUAUUUGGUGAUUAUACGCGAUGGAAUAUUGAUGAAGCACGAGCAGUAUUUGAAGAAUUGGCAGCGGGUGGUUCAGCUGAUGCACAGCUCGCCUUAGGAUUCAUGCAUGCUAUUGGUUUAGGCGUUCCGGAGUCUUCGCAAGCAAAAGCACUAAUUUACUACACUUUCUCUGCUUUGGGUGGAAACCCUUUGGCUCAGAUGGCCUUAGGUUACCGGCAUUGGUCGGGUAUUUCCGUGCAACAAAACUGUGAGCGUGCACUUACUUGGUACAGAAAAGUAGCUCAGCGUGUAAAUGAGCAAGUCCGCAUCUCAGGUGGUACAGCAAUGCAACGAAUACGAUUGCCUGAUGAACAGGACACUGUCAGUACCUCUUCCUCGAGUUCGAUUCUCGACUCUAACUUGUUAAAUUAUUACAAAUAUUUGGCAGAUAAAGGCGAUUUGCAAGCACAGGUUGGUCUUGGUCAGCUAUACUUAACUGGUGGACGAGGCGUGGAACAAAAUAUGGAUUUAGCCAGUCAGUAUUUUUCAACAGCUGCUCAGGCGGGUAGCACUAAUGCAUAUGCAUAUCUGGGCAAAAUGUAUUUGGAUGGCACAUCAGCGACACCACAGGAUAAUGCUACUGCUUUUCAAUUUUUUAAAAAAGCAGCAGAUAAGGGGAAUCCAGUUGGACAAAGUGGUCUGGCCAUAAUGUAUAUGUAUGGUAAAGGAGUAAAACAGGAUUAUACCAAGGCGGCGAAAUUGUUUACUUUGGCCGCUGAACAAGGAUGGGUUGAUGGGCAAUUAAAUUUAGGCUAUCUUCAUUUCAGAGGGCUCGGAGUAAAGAGGGACUUUAAGUUGGCCAUAAAAUAUUUUCAGCUGGCUUCCCAAUCAGGGCAUGUCAAUGCUUAUUUUAAUCUGGCACAAAUUCACGCUACAGGUACUGGUGUACCUCGAAACUGUCAUACAGCUGUUGAACUAUACAAGAAUGUUGCUGAACGAGGACGUUGGUCCGAGCGUCUUAUGGAAGCAUAUGCUAGUUAUCGUAGUGGGCGAGUAGAUGAAGCUGCCUUCAAGUAUCUUUUUUUAGCCGAGCUAGGCUAUGAACCAGCACAAACCAAUUUCGCUUAUAUUAUCGAUCGUGGAGAAUCGAAUCUGUUUCCGAGUGAAGAGGCAUUACAACGUGCUUUACUUCACUGGCAGCGUUCCGCAAAUCAAGAUUAUGCUUACGCGCGCAUAAAAUUAGGGGAUUAUUAUUAUUACGGUUAUGGUACUCCCGUUGAUUACGAAAUGGCGGCAGCACAAUAUAAAAUUGCUAGUGACCGACAUCAAGCCGCACAGGCAAUGUUCAAUUUGGGCUAUAUGCAUGAGCAAGGCCUUGGGAUCAAUAAGGAUAUUCAUUUGGCAAAACGAUUUUAUGACAUGGCGGCGGAAACAAGUGCGGAUGCUUAUAUGCCAGUUAAUCUCGCUCUCAUGAAACUUACUGCUCUCUUCUUAGUGGAAUAUUUUAAAGAGAAUUCUUUUGUGACAAUGCUCGAUUAUGUCUUCGGUGCUAACUGGGACUUGUAUGCGAUAACGUUAUGCCUUGGCUUAAUAGUUAUGUUAUGGAUGGGUUAUAGAAGGCAGAGGCUUGUGGGGCUUGUGCAUUGAGACAUCUUCAAGUUGCAAGUGCUUUGCAGAGCCUCCUCUUCAAUAUCUUUUGGAAGCAUGGGAAUAACUGUAAUAUUUGCGGAAAUAUAUUAUUUUAGAUUUUUAUCCAUUUACUUCUUUUGUAUUCAUCGAAUUACAUUUCCUUUUAUUAAAACUCGAGGUUUUAUCUGUAGUAUACGUCAUGGACUUAUGUUACUCUACCCUUUAUCCUUUUGCAUUGUUCAGAUGUGAAAGUAGCUUAUUCUUAAAGGAAAUUAAAGAUCUAUUGUUUUUCAAAUGCAAUGUGGCAGCCUUGGUAUAAUAUUUGAGUUAAUUUUAUAUUUCUGGGAUGCGAAUGUUUCCUCAUUUCCUUUUUACUUGUACAUGCUUUUUAAGCCAAGUUAGCGGAUACGGGUAAAUGCAUCGUACCAUCUAACAAAUAGUAGUGUCAACGUAUUUCUUAUUCAUUUUCUUAUCUCUUUUAUUGUUUCUUAAUCGGGCGUAUUUAUAGCUAUUUGUUUCGUUAUGUUUCAUCAUCUUUAUAAGCAUUGUUUUUAGGAGAUGGACUGAUUAUGGCAAAUAAAACUUCCAUUAUGUGAUAAUUUUUACGGAA